CAUUGGCACUCCGCCAUGGCGUUCUCCACCCAAAAAGAGUUCUUUCAUGUGCCGUUUAUGAACGAGUCCAUUGACUUUGAGUGCCAGGAGGUGUGCGUUAAGUUAAAAAGCUACCCGUCGACGAAUGAUGAUCGAUCUUGGUCAGCCAAUGAGGACAAAAAAUCCCGCUUCAUUGCUGAUAUGGUGUCGUGCAACACACCCACAUACUGGCGCCGUGAUUCUGCAGACGGCGGACCUGGGCCCGGAGGUGCCGGUGGACCUGGAGGUGGCAGAGGUGGUGUCGGACCUGACGGUAGACCUUAUUAUGAUGACGACGGGCGGACAGGUAAGCCUGGUCGAAAGGGACAGGACAGUGGAAGGGGCGGGUAUGGUCGUGGUCGUGGUCGAGGUCAGGGGCAAGGUGAAGGCUAUGAUGAAGGACAACAGGACGGUCGUGGUGGUUAUGGGGGUCCACGUCAGGGCGGUUGGGGUGGCAGAGGUCAGGGUCAAGACGGUGACGGUCGAUCAGGAAAGGGGCGAGGACAGGGACAAGGACAAGGACAGGGUCAAGGUUAUGGAGGUCCGGGUCAGGAACAAGGAGGUCGGGGUGGUUAUGGAACCCAAGGUCAGGGCCAAGGUCCUGGUGGUCGAGGCGGUGGGGGUCCCGGUCAGGACCAAGGUGGUUAUGGUGGCCAAGGGGGCGGUAGACAGGGUCGAGACAGAGGUGGUCCAGGUCAGGACCAAGAGGGUUAUGGAGGGCCAAGCGGCAGCGGCCCAGGUCGUGGAGCCGCAGGUCCAGGCCAAGAUCCAGGUGGCUACGGUGGUUCGGGGGGCGGUGGCCCAACUCAAGGCCCGGGUGCCCGUAGCGGCGGAGGUCCGGGUCAAGGCCAAGACCAAGGUCCGGGUGGCCGAGGCGGCGGAGGUCCGGGUCAGGAUCAAGGUAGUUACGGAAGUUCAGCUCAGGGACAAGGCGGCUGGGGUGGCUCUGGACCUGAUCAAGCCCAAGGUCCGGGUAGUCGAAGUGGUGGAGGUCCAGGUCAGCAGGGACAAGGCCCGGGACAAGGCGAUUAUGGUUCAGGUCAGGGACAAGGUCCUGGCGGUAGAGCUGGUGGUGGUCCAGGGCAGGGGGGACAAAGUCCUGGCCAAGGUGCUUAUGGGGGUCCAGAUCAGGGACAAGGUCCAGGCGGUCGUGGUGGUGGAGGUCCAGGACAGCAGGGACAAAGUCCUGGCCAAGGUGGAUAUGGGGGCCCAGAUCAGGGACAAGGUCCAGGCGGUCGAGGAGGCGUAGGGCCUGGACAGCAGGGACAAGGCCAGGACCGAGGUGGUCGUGGUAGUUAUGGAGCUUCAAAUCAGGGACAAGGCCCAGGUGGUCGUGGUGGGGGAGGUCCGGGUGAGGAGGGCCAAGGACGUGGUGGAGGUGGUCCAGGGCAGGUAGGUCAAGGCCCGGGCCAAAAUGGCUAUGGCGGUCAAGGUCAGGACCAAGGUGCAGGUGGUAAAGGCGGAGGAGGUCCUGGUCAGCAGGGUGCAGGUCAGGGUCAAGGCCCUGGUGGUUAUGGCAGCGAAGGACCUGGACAGGACGGUAGGGGACAAGACCGAGGUGCUAGGGGAAGCUAUGGUCAGGGACAAGGCCCAGGUAGUCGGGGCGAAGGAGGUCCUGGUAACCAAGGUCAGGCCGGUCCGGGUCAAGGGCAAGGUCCGGGCUCAAGUCAGGGACAGGGCCCAGGGGGUUAUGGAGGUACUGGUCAAGACCAGGGUGGACGUGGACCAGGUCAGGAGCAGGGUGGACGUGGACCAGGUCAAGGGCGAGAAGGAGGAGGGCCAGGUCAGGGACAGGACCCAGGUGGUUAUGGAAGUACAGGUCAAGAUCAGGGCGGACGUGGACCAGGUCAGGGACAGGGUCAAGGUGGUACUGGUCAGGACCAGGGUGGGCGUGGACCAGGUCAAGGUCGAGACGGAGGAGGACCCGGUCAGGGACAGGGCCCAGCUGGUUAUGGAGGUACUGGUCAGGACCAGGGCGGACGUGGGCCUGGGCAGGGACAAGGCCCCGGUGGUUAUGUAGGUACUGGUCAAGAUCAGGGCGGACGUGGACCAGGUCAGGGACAGGGUCAAGGUGGUUAUGGGGCUACUGGUCAGGACCAGGGUGGACGUGGACCUGGUCAAGGGCGAGACGGAGGAGGACCAGGUCAGGGACAGGGCCCAGGUGGUUAUGGAGGUACUGGUCAGGAUCAGGGUGGACGUGGGCCUGGUCAGGGACAGGGCCCCGGUGGUUAUGGAGGUACUGGUCAGGAUCAGGGUGGACGUGGACCAGGUCAGGGACAGGGCCCAGGUGCCUAUGGAGGUACUGGUCAAGACCGGGGUGGACGUGGACCAGGUCAGGGACAGGGUCCAGGGGGUUUUGGAGGUACUGGUCAGGACCAGGGUGGACGUGGACCAGGUCAGGGACAGGGACCAGGUGGCUAUGGUCAGGACCAGGGUGGACGUGGACCAGGUCAGGGACGAAACGGAGGAGGGCCAGGCCAAGGAAAGGGCCCAGGUGGUUAUGGAAGUCCCGGACAGGACCAAGGCGGUCGUGGGCCAGGCCAAGGACGAGACGGAGGAGAACCAGGUCAAGGUCAGGGUCCAACUGGUUAUGGACGAGAUGGAGGAGGUCCAGGUCAGGGCCCAGGUGGUUAUGGAAGAGAUGGAGGUCCAGGUCAAGGCCCAGGUGGUUAUGGAAGAGAUGGAGGUCCAGGUCAAGGCCCAGGUGGUUAUGGAAGAGAUGGAGGUGGUCCAGGUCAGGGCCCAGGAGGUUAUGGACAAGAUGGAGGAGCUCCAGGUCAGGGCCCAGGUGGUUAUGGCCGAGAUGGAGGUCCUGGUCAAGGCCCUGGUGGUUAUGGGCGAGAUGGAGGAGGUCCUGGUCAAGGCCCAGGUGGUUAUGGCCGAGAUGGAGGUCCUGGUCAAGGCCCUGGUGGUUAUGGGCGAGAUGGAGGAGGUCCUGGUCAAGGCCCUGGUGGUUAUGGAACUGGUCAGGGUGGAGGACCUGGAGGUGGUCCAGGUGGACAGCGUGGAGGCCCUGGUGGUGGUCCUGGAGGACAGCGCGGUGGCCCUGGUGGACCUGGAGGCCCAAGAGGAAGUCAAGGCGGUCCCGGUGAUAAUUUAUUGGUCGGCGAUAGUCUAAUCAACGCUGCUGACGAUACAAUUGACGCUAUGAAGGAUCUGAUGAUAAAGAACAACUUACUUCAGAAGGAGCUAGCCGAAUCCAAGGAUAACUUGGGAACAGCCAGGGCGGAGAAUGCUGAUAUAAAGCGAAUCAUGAAUCAACGUUACGAUCCGGACAAAAGCAAAGCGCUUAAAAAUAAAAUCAGGCAACUGGCAAACGCGGGAAAAAUCGACCCCGAUGAUGAAAGGGAACUCACUGAACUGCAAAGAUCUAUUGAUGAUAUGAACAAAGCCCAUGAUAUUUUAGAGGUGGAAAAUGCCAACCUUAGGCGAAUCAUUGAGAAGCAGUCGAAGCGAGCCCCAAUGGAAAACAUCAGGAUCGAUCCUGAGAGAAGCAGUGACGUUAGCUAUUUACAAAAUAAGAUCAAUGCUAUGGGCAAGGAAUUGGCGUUGUUGCGUCAGCAAGAAGACGAAAAUAUGAGAUAUGGUGGAACCACCGGCUCAAAUACGCCUGAGAUGGAUGUUGAACGCAUCCAACAAAUGCUGUCGGAGCGAGAUGGUCUACGCAAAAAGAUUAACGAUCUAGGCUUUCUUGAUGAUAAGGUCAAACGACUGUCGAGGCAGGCUGAUCGGGCAGAUUACGCUUCUGGUGAUCUAGCCAAGAGUUAUGAAGCACAAAAUCAAUAUAUUCAUGACAUGGAGUGCGACAUUCAAGAAAUGCAAAAAUAUUACGAAGGCGAAGUGGAACAAUCGAAAUACAAUGAGGAAUUACUUAAAUGUGCCUGUAAUGAUCUGCAACAACAAGUCAUUGCUCUCCAACCGGCAUCUCAGCGUUGCAAGUGCAUGCAGUUAGAAAUCGAUGUGCUACGCAAUGAGCUUCGUAAGCGGGAUAUUGCCUUGAAUUCCUACGAUUGCCAGUAUCAACAGCUAAUGCAUAAAACGAAAACAUUCAAGAAAUCCGGUUAUCGUUUCCUUGACGAGUUGAUAGAAAGUUGCGAUGAUAGUUGUCUCAACAAAUCUGGGAUUGAGGAAGACGGAGAUAUUACUUGUUAAUGCCGCUCCAAAUAUCAUAUGUUUAUUUUAUCUCCCCCCAAAUCGCCAAUCUAUGUUAUCCAAAAACUGUUUUUAAAAUUCUGUAGUCUAUCAUUGAAAUUAUAAGUGCACAAAUCUGUUAUGUGAAACUGUAACAAAAAAAA
Messenger RNA from Drosophila innubila, 4313 nucleotides. Its product is annotated as spidroin-1. Lineage: Eukaryota; Metazoa; Arthropoda; Insecta; Diptera; Drosophilidae. The transcript has 7 exons. The record is from RefSeq and is a predicted model, not a curated record. Bases 16 to 4170 code for a protein of 1384 amino acids.